Exophiala mesophila is the source of this 1234-nucleotide messenger RNA. RefSeq lists its product as uncharacterized. The transcript is spliced from 3 exons. Bases 108 to 1001 code for a protein of 297 amino acids. Gene Ontology annotation, biological process: ubiquitin-dependent protein catabolic process. Lineage: Eukaryota; Fungi; Ascomycota; Eurotiomycetes; Chaetothyriales; Herpotrichiellaceae. The record is from RefSeq and is a predicted model, not a curated record. Gene Ontology annotation, cellular component: nucleus; proteasome core complex; proteasome core complex, alpha-subunit complex.
CAAAUAGAAACCCCAAUGCACAUCAACUCCUCCACCGUUCUCCAUCGACAUUUGAUCUCUUUCUAAGUCUACUUUGCCAUCCAACUCCUGAUUUCCCUUGUCUCAACAUGACGUCAAUAGGCACGGGCUACGACCUUUCGAAUUCAGUCUUCUCUCCCGACGGCCGCAAUUUCCAAGUCGAAUACGCCGUCAAGGCCGUUGAGAAUGGUGGGACCGCCGUUGGCAUCAGAACAAAAUACGGCGUUGUGCUCGCUGUUGAGAAGAUCAUCACAUCAAAGCUACUGAAGCCCAGCGCCAAUAAGAGGAUAGCUACCGUCGAUCGUAACGCCGGCAUUGUCACUUCGGGGCUGAUUCCAGAUGGUCGCCAUCUCACCAGCAGAGCCAGAGAUGAAGCCAGCAGUUGGAGACAGACAUACAAAGGCCCCAUUCCUAUUUCUGCACUCGCUUCGAGAGUCGGGGGUUAUGUACAAGCAUACACUCUCUACUCUAGUGUACGGCCAUUUGGAGUGACAGCUAUUUUGGCUGGCUGGGACUCAGAGGCUGAGAUUGGUGUUGAUGGCCAAGUGGGCAAUGGGCCUAAGACUGGCAAGGGCGGGAAAGUCGAGGACGAAGCCGUCAAACGAGGCGGCCCAGGACUGUAUAUGAUCGAGCCCAGUGGCCUUUACUGGGGAUAUUACGGCGCGGCUACUGGUAAAGGACGACAAGCUGCCAAAGCCGAACUCGAGAAACUAGACCUGGCUUCACCCACCUGCGAACUCACCCUCAAAGAAGCUGUGAUGGAAGCGGCAAGAAUCAUCUACGUCGCUCACGAGGACUCUAAAGACAAGGAAUUCGAGUUGGAGGUUACGUGGAUUUCCUCAUUAGAUGGUCCCACCCAGGGCAGACAUGAACACAUUCCUCAAGACCUGUUUGAAGAGGCGGACAAAGCAGCCAAGAAGAGCAUUGAAGGGGACGAUGACGAUGACGAUGAGGACGAAGAAGGAGAUGCCAUGCAGGAGUGAUUCUGUCUUGUUUAGCAAAGUCGGCACUGUAGCAUUAUUUGGAGUCUGACCUGGUCAGGCAGGGGUUUCAGAAUUGGGCGAAAUUCAAGCCUUUCAGCCUGCAUCUGCCUCGAAGCAUCUGCUGGUUUGUUGCGUUCUCCUGGAUCAAGCAAGAUCUAUGCUCAUUGCGUUCUACCUGGUAAAUUUUUGAGUAAGGAGUGGUUAUGAGCCUCCAAUUUGACCUUGAAUCCAGC